AUAUGAUGUCCGGUGCACUGGCUGUUAUUGGAUUUACUUGGAUCGCGAGUCCUGCCUGUACUGAGUUGGAGAUGCAAAUGAUGGACUGGUUGGCAAAAAUGCUUCAUUUACCCCAACAUUUCCUCUUUAGCAGCGGUGGAAAGGGAGGCGGAGUAAUACAGGGGACGGCAAGUGAGGCCACAUUUGUUGCACUUCUCGGUGCAAGAAGUAAAACAUUGGCUCAAAACGACAAUAACAAGCAAUUACUGACUAAAUUAGUGGCCUAUGCCUCGGAUCAGUCACAUUCCAGUGUUGAAAGGGCUGGGCUUUUAGGUGCCGUUCAGAUGAAACUAUUGCCGUCGGAUGAAAGUUUGAGUUUAAGAGGAGAUGUUUUGAGGGAACAGAUUAAGAAAGACAGGGCUAACGGGUUGAUACCAUUCUUCGUUGUGGCCACACUCGGCACCACUAAUACGUGUGCUUUCGAUAAUUUAGUAGAAGUGGGCACAGUUUGUGAAGAGGAGAAUCUAUGGCUACAUAUCGAUGCGGCGUUUGCCGGAUCAGCUUUCAUUUGUCCUGAAUUUAGGCAUCAUUUAAAUGGAGUGGAAUAUGCCUCAUCAUUCAAUAUGAAUCCACACAAAUGGCUUCUAAUAAACUUCGACUGUUCCACACUUUGGAUAAAAAAUACUGAAUAUAUUGUGGACGCGUUUAAUGUAAAUCCCGUAUAUUUGAGACAUGAUAACCAGGGACAAAUACCUGAUUACAGG
Oppiella nova is the source of this 743-nucleotide messenger RNA. The record is from the annotation of a GenBank genome assembly. Lineage: Eukaryota; Metazoa; Arthropoda; Arachnida; Sarcoptiformes; Oppiidae.